Molecule: messenger RNA, 2454 nt
Organism: Pygocentrus nattereri (red-bellied piranha)
Lineage: Eukaryota; Metazoa; Chordata; Actinopteri; Characiformes; Serrasalmidae
Gene: dixdc1a
Product: DIX domain containing 1a
Exons: 15
Coding region: 547-1884 (445 amino acids)
Biological process (GO): canonical Wnt signaling pathway
Cellular component (GO): cytosol
Source: RefSeq, a predicted model, not a curated record
GAGGGAGACAUGGGGAGGUUGUGGGAGAAAAAAUCUCUCUGACUAACCUCAGAGAACAACAAAUCUGCUCAAAGGCGAGGGCUUGCACGAUUUUGUAAGCAGUGUGCUUGAAGAAACAGGCAGGAUUCAGCAGGCGGAGGGGAUGGCAUACCACUCCGUUCCUCUCUUCUGUCUUGUUAUGUCUUGGAAAUGAAAAUGGGAAUGCCUCAUACUUCUUAUCCCGGGAGACAAGCAAAUGCUGACUGAACAUGCUGGAAAGGAUUUAGUCGGGGUCUUUAGGCUCCACUGGGCCGUCCCAUUCUGGAGAUCUUGCCAAACAAGCAGAGAUUUGGAUUUGUGUUCUAGUUGAUUGAGAUACUGAAGCUGGGGGCUGCUCCCCAUCGCUGCUGGACCAGAGUUGAUUGCCCCAUGCAGGCUGCUUUUGUUGUGUGCACACCCUUUUUAACGUGGCCACUCUGUUUGCUAUGGUCCUGCCCCUUCGCUCCAGUACACGCCACAAAUUGAACAGGAGGACCAGCAUGGGAGGUUAAGAGAACAGCUAGCAGCAUGGGAGCCAAACCAAUGAAAUGUCUAAGCUCAUCCAGCCCUACACACACCCCCAAAGAGGAGUACAUCAUCGCCCAGUCUGAAGAGCAGGCUGAGACUGUGGGAAACCACACAGAGCAACCGCAGAGCAUCAAAGAAGAUGCAGGAAAAUCCUCAGUAAAUGAGCCAACUCCAGGCCCAGAGCAUGCUGGAACAGGGGAUGCGAGCUCCUGGGAAGAGCAGCUGUGUGCCCAGCAGGAGCAGCUGGAGAAGGAGAUGCAGGAGACCAGGAAGAUGGUGUCAAGGCUUCAGGCUUUGCUGCUUCAUGGGUCACUGCCUGAAGAUGAGCAAGCAGCACCUCUGUUUGGAGACAAUGUCUCCAAUGCAGAGCAGCAGCUGAUAUUAAUCCGUAGUCGUCUUGAUCAGAGCAUGGAGGAGUCACUGGAUCUGAAGAGAGAGCUGCUGAGAUACAAGCAAGAGGCACGCAACCUUCAGGCCGUUAAGGAUGCUCUGCAGCAGCGCAUGUCAGUACAGGAGGACUCAGUGCUGCAGCUCAAACAGGAGCUGCUUCGGUCCAGCAUGGCCAGAGAGGAGCUAGCAGGGCAGAAUGUGGAACUGCAAAGAAAGCUGAGCGAUCGAGAGAAACUGCUGAGCGACUGCAAAAAAGAAAUCGCUCAGAAGGACAAACAACUUCAACAGCAGCAGGCUAAACUGGACGAGUCGCUGCGCAAACUCAGUGAAAACAGUCACCAUACGUUGCCUGGUUGUGAGAACAAUGGCUACAGUCACAUGAUGGAGACAUCUUCUUUACCCUUUUCACAUGGAAUGGGUGAUGAACUGCAGCUGGUGCGAGACGCUCUGCGCAGUCUGAGGAACAGCUUCAGUGGUCAUGACCCCCAGCAUCACACGCUGGACACGCUGGAGCAGGGCGUGGGCAGCCUGAUGGACCGUCUCCAUGCCAAUGACUCAAAGAAGAGGCAGGACGGGAAGGGCUCAACCAAAUCUCCAGGACGACGAGCCAAUCAUACGGAUCGAGAAUCAUGGCCACCUACUUCCAAGAUAGCCCAUUCUCACAGCAGCCCCGUGCUCAGCGCAUCAGCCUCAACCAAAGUACUUUACUUCACAGACCGCUCCCUCACGCCUUUCCUAGUCAACAUCCCUAAAAGACUUGGUGAGGUCACACUUCAGGAUUUCAAAGCCGCAGUGGACAGACGUGGCAGUUUCAGAUAUCACUUCAAGUCUCUUGAUCCAGAGUUUGGAACAGUGAAGGAGGAGGUGUUCCAGGAUGAUGCUAUAAUACCUGGAUGGGAGGGGAAGAUAGUUGCCUGGGUAGAGGAAGACCACGGUGAGGGCAGGUAACUGAAGACUGAAGUGCAGCCAAAGUGAUCUGGGGACUGUCAUCACUUCAGUAUGUUCAUUUGGCUCGUGUAAAUACCCCAGCACCUCUCCGCUUUGAAGAAACUGCACCACGUCAUUUCAUAUCUUGCCAAGGCGAGUUUGUAGUGUGUUCACUUUUUGUGUGAGAACUGAUUCUAAGAACUGUUUUCAGCUAAAUAACUCUGGACAUUGCUUUGACUGUAUUGGUACUAUGAUCUGUAUUUCAUUUUUCUGUAAAAAAAAUCUUUAUAAGUUUAGAAAAGAGUGUUUUAUUAAAGAACACAAUUACACUGUAUAUUAAAAAGAAAAUAGGUACUUGUCAAGGAAUGAGUUUAUUAGUUGCCAAAAGACUUGUAAUGAACAUAGAGUGUUGCCAUGUGUGUUUCAGGUCACAGUUCACAAUGUCUUGCUGGAUUUUCUUGUUGACUCUAUUCAUGGUAAUAGAUUAUUCGUUUAAAACUGUUCCAAGUGAUUCCAUAGACAGACUUGCUGGCUGUCGUUUGAAACCAGAAGCUGGGAGAGAUGGGACCACCUUAUUUGUAAAAUUUGUAU